AUGUCAACGAUUACCUUCUCUCUUCGCUGUAUUCUUUCAGGACUUGUUCAUGAAAUCAUUAAUUCCAAAACACCGAAACCAGUAAAAUUUGAUGGUACCAUUGGACUUUUGAAUGCAAACUGUAACGUUACAAAUGAUGGUGAAACACUGGAAAUAUUAACAAAAAAUUCUGAAGGUGCUUGUUCAGUUUCAUUUAAACAAUUAAAUUUAUCUGAAAAAAAAUCGUUAUUAAACCAAACAUUAAGUUUUAAAAUUGAAUUUUUAUCAACACCUACACAUAAUGACGUUGGCCGUCAUGGUGGUAUCUAUUAUGGUGAAAGUAAUUAUAAACGUUUUACGCAUGAUGGGAAUACAAUUGUUGAAUGGAUUGAUCGUAAUUGGGAUCGUGGUUACCAUGUGUAUGAAAAAGUUGAAACAGAAGCUGAACGAAUUGAAAAGCGACUUCUACCGUUGAAUAAUGAACCAGCAGAACAUUGGAAAAUUACAAUUCUUGAGAAUGGAGAAGAGUUAUUUGAAUGGGGUGAUGAUCUUAAAAAAAUAAUUAAAACUGAAGCACAAAUACAGUUACUUAAUAAACCAUAUUUAGGAUUUUGGGCAUACGAUUUUAAUCAUAUCAAAAUUUCAAAUUUUAUAAUUCAACCCUACAACAGAUCGGAUGAUGACGAGCAUGGUAUCUAG
This is a messenger RNA of Didymodactylos carnosus, 678 nucleotides long. Lineage: Eukaryota; Metazoa; Rotifera; Eurotatoria; Philodinida; Philodinidae. The record is from the annotation of a GenBank genome assembly.